AUGGGGCGUAUUCAUAAAGAAUACUAUAGUGCAAAUGCAACAUAUCUAUCUGAUGAGGCAAUCAAAGAAAUCAAAAGGUUGUUGGGGAAAGUAUCCGAUGCCAUAAACACAAUGGCAAAAAAAUAUCGCAUAUCUCAUACUCGUGCUCAAGAAUACAUAGAAAAUCAUGAACGUAAGCAACAAAUGAUAUAUCCCCGAGCAACUCAGAUACGAAGCAUCAUUUCUCCUGAAAUAGUAUCUAUGUUGGAAAAUAAUACCACGGAUAUACAGAAGAAAAAGAGGAAAUCCAAAUCCAAGUUUGAUCAUAAUUCUGAUUUGCCUCAACCUCCUGUUGAUAAAGAUCCAGAGACAGAAAAGCUAGGUAGAAAUCAAAAAGAGAUAGAAAAGAUUAGAGCAAGUGGUCGUAUUCUUGCCUCUAAAUUAUCUGUUCCUUAG
Molecule: messenger RNA, 435 nt
Organism: Entrophospora candida
Lineage: Eukaryota; Fungi; Glomeromycota; Glomeromycetes; Entrophosporales; Entrophosporaceae
Source: the annotation of a GenBank genome assembly